AUGWGGACCCCAMACACGUAUAGGAACUGGUUGAUAGAGGGAGGAAGACAGGAGGAGGGUUACGUGGUGGAGGAGGGUUACGUGACUCUCCACAMCUUUGAGGUGUCUCGGCUAGAGACUGUCRCCCACAUCAAGGCUCAUAUUGAGGCAUUGGAGGGACUGUCCUGUGAUGACCAGGUGGUUUUGCUGUGCGGGGUACCCCUGCAGGACGAUGAUGUGAUUGGCCAGUCUGCACUGGAGUUCAGCACUCUUGAGGUUACUCUGCCAAUAGCCGCCCUUUGCCUGAGGGUCCUGGUGAAGGAUCAGGUGACCGGCGGCGCCUGGGUGGGGCCCAGGUGGAGGGUGUUUGUCAACCACACCCUGAGUAGCCAGGCCCUGACUGGGGAGAGGGGAGAGGUGCUGCUCAGGGUCCCCUACAGCCUGGGCCUCAGCCUCACCAUUGUAGCUAGCAUGGAGGGAUACGUCCUCACCCCGUUGCCCUGGAGGACCACCAAGAGACCUAUAUUCUCCUCAGUGACCUUAUCGCUGCUCCCUCAAAACCAAGGCAACAUCUGGCUGUUUGACGACUCCGUGCUCAUCACUGGGAAGUUACCUGACUUCUCCUACCAGCCCAGCGUUCAGUUCCCCAAGAGUCACCUGAUGCUCUCAGACGGCAGUAACACCUCCACAGUGAUGGCCUACCUGACUGUGCCACAGCGCCACCUAGGCAAGGACUGUGUCAACUGCACCCCAGGCAUCAUUCACAACAAGUCAGGAGGUUGGUGCAACUUAAUUGGGGAGGACGGGGUUGCGGGCGAUGCAGCGGUCAGCACUCUGCUGUACUCUGGUGGUCAGGAGGUCCAGGUGAAAGGCCCCAUCCAGAUCUCCCUGCCCCUGGCACACACCACCAACCUGAGGCCCUCGGACACCCUCCCUGCCUGGGACUUCAACAACCAAGACAGGUGGGGAAUAUAUAUCUGCCUGUGUCUUCCAAGUUUUACUUCAUACAUUUUCCUCACAAUGUUUCGUCCUCCAGGUGCYUGGGAGAACCAGGGUCUGGGGAUAGUGAAGAUGGUUGGAGAUCAUCUGGUCUGGACMUACAUUGCUUCUCACCUGGGUUACUGGAUCGCUGCACCCCUACCCUCCUCCAACGGUUAUAUGGGCCAUGCCAGCUCAAUGGAAUUCCUCUCCUACCACACCUACCUGCUCAUAGGAAUACUGGGUGGGACWCUGGUUAUAGUCUUGGGGUUUCUGGCUGUGCUGCUGUGUCAAUGUGGAGGUUCAGGUUCCUCUCAGGGGCCGAGGAGGAGGAGGAGAGCACGRUUCUCUAAGCUGUCCGUUCUGAAGAAGGACCAGACCACCUCCACCCACAUGGAGGAGGGCCAUGCCAUGAUGUCCUUCCACCCCGGAGACAGAGCCCACGGCCUGGCCUCGCGCAGCGUCCAGUGUGACCCCUCCGCUCCCAGGCACAACAAAGCCAACUACAACAUCUAUGUGGAAGACCCCGGGCGUGGGUCCGCCCUCCUGUAUGAAAAUGUGGGGAGCGGGGCCAAGGGACCCCAGGCAUCACACCACUACGUCAACAGUGAGGAGGUGGCCAGGCUGAGGGAGAGGUCCAGAGAGGAGCAGAACAGAGCCCACCUGGGUGGAGGUGCUCAGCUGCUCCACCUUUACAACCAGCCUGUGGCCAUCCUCCAGGCCCCGGAGCGCUUCAGCAGCCAGGGUGGGGAGCAGCAAGGAUCAGGCUGCAAGUCGGCCACCUUCCCCCGCAACGGAGGAGCCUAUGACACCCACUCCCACUCUGAGCAGGGCGGUCAGGACAGCUACACCCAGACCCUCCCUAAGAACCCCCACCAUGCCCAGGGAGCCAACCCCCAGCAGGGCGGCCAGGACCAGCCCCAGGCCCUGGAGACCACUCCCCAAGGCCCAGCCUCUAAUCCUGGGGCGUGGGGCCGUUACAGCAGCCUCCCGGAGUCCUCCGUUUCCGUCCCCGGUACUCUGAACGAGGCGGCUGGAAUGAGGGCCUUCAGCAGUGGGAUGGGGGGCCCCAGUGAACUUCAGGGGAUAUCAGAGCGAACACUCCUGGAGUUGACCCGAGGCAAGGCCUCGUCGCCUCACCCCAGGGCCUGGUUCGUCUCCCUGGAUGGGAAACCAGCCGCCUCRGUCCGCCACUCCAUCAUAGAGCUCCAGGGACGCCACCCACGGCCCCCCAGCAGCAAYGACACCAGCCUGGACUCUGGCGUGGACAUGAAUGAGCCCCAGCAGAGUGUGAGGGAGGCGGAGCGAGAGAGGCCUUCCAUCCGGGGCUCGUUCCCCCACCACAGCAGAGGGCGCUACAGCGAGGAGCAGGACCUGAGCAGCAGUGAGAGCGGCACCACCGCCACCUGCACCCCUGAAGACCCCUACCUGAGGAACAUUCUGGACGGGAGCAGCGGGGCCAUUCCCAAUAUCCCGGAGGAGAGGGACGGGAUGGACACGUCCAGUGCACAGGAGGACAGUGAGUCGAGGGGGACACCGCCCCCACGCAGGCUGAGGAAGGUGAGGGAGAAGGGGAGGGCCGAGAAGAGAAGYGCCAGGCACCAUGUCAGAGAAGAGAGGCUGGUCAAACGGAGCUAAGGCACUGCUCACCAGAGAUGGACUGGGAUGGGACUUAUUUCAUUACCAGUCAAUUCUGGAAGUGUAUUGACAUGAUUGGCAUUCAGUAGUUAAUGGGCUUUUUUCAUGUCCAGUUGCAUGGUCAGUGCUUUUUCCUGAAUUGGCUGCGAUGGUUACAGAAACGUUGAGUCUGUCAAGAAGGGAUUGAGUUUAUUGUUUAUUGUUUUCCUAUAGGGGUCGUACAUUGACGGACGGCUGAGACAAUGUACGGCGAUGUUAAAGCGUUUUCUGUGGUUUGAUGGAUGUGUAUGCUCCAGUCCUUCUUAAAGGAAUAGUUAGAUAGAUGCUAGUGCGACACAGCAGUAGUAUGGCUUCAGAUCGUCUCAUUCCUGGCAUCUGCAUCAAAGAAGAUGCGUUCUUUACACUGCCUGCGAUGAGGAAUUAGAGAUACUGUAUAGAGAGAUARUGAAGGGUAAUUAGAGAGGAUAGAGGGCUGUAUUGGGCUGAGCCGAUGAGAUCUGGCAGCAGAGACGGACAGUGAUACAGUCCUCCUGUACAGAACACUGACACUUACCCACCGUGAUUGCCUGCCUUUAAAGGAAAUCAAUAUAAACACCAUUGCCUGCUCUGCUCACAGUGUUUAAGACUGGCUGUACCCAGCCAUCUGUCUGUCGCUCUGUUUAUAAACCAGACACUGAUUCACAGCUGUCCCUUUUAGAGGUCAUCUUUACACCUCUAUUAAGGGGAAAAUACCAUAUUUCUUUGAGAAUGCAUGAAAGGUAUAAAGUAAAAUGUUGUGUAUGAAAAGAGAAAGUAUGUGUAUUUGACUUGUAGUGUGAAGACAAUGGAAAGGAUGUCUCCUCUUAGGGACAUUAAGUCUGAGGGAUACUAAUCCAGUCAUGUAUUACUUUAACGUAUUCUUCUUCAAAUAGUUACUGUUGAUGUUCAAUGAUUCCUGUUCCACGAGCAGAUCUUACACAACACAUCGYUGUUCUUACAUACAGAUGGAGUAUGGGGAGGUGGUCAGUUUAAGCUUUCAUUGUUCAGUCUAAAAWGCACAGAACACUUUCAUUUGCCUGUUUGUGAUGCAUUGGAGCACAAUUGGGAACGAUACAUAUAACAUAAUAUAAUUUGAUUGGUUAGAACCCACUGCAAUGAGAACGUAAUAAGUGUAACAUAAAACACUCAAAUAAAUGAAAGCACUCAAAUUAGUUUUUUUUUGUUUUUUGUAAAAAGUGAGGUGGUAUUUCAAAUGAACACAAACUAUAUUACUGUGAUGGACUGAUAUAUUUGGAGAAGCACACAAUCUCCCCCUGAAAAUGAUCUGACCAGCGAUAUCAGUCGUCCUGCUGCUAAAUUUGAAACGUCAUUCAUAUUUUGCCCAUAUUUAGUCUUCCUCGUGGUGUGACAUCACACACGCCAGUCCUUCAGUGUGUAUGAAGAUAAAUACUGUACAUGAAUAGCUUUAUUUGGUAUGUACAUACUCAAGCAUAUGAUCUAGUAUGUGUGAUAGUGUAUUUUUAUGUAUGUAUGCAUACAUCGUCCUAUCCUUUCUCAGCAACUGCGAAGAMAAAUGUUCUGAGAGAAUGCUUCUCAGAGUGAAGAAAGAUUUUUUUUGAGCCAUCAUCACUAUUCAUAAACCCAAGCUUUAGUGUUUGUGCUUUACUUCAGAGGUUUGUUACAUUAUUGUAUGUUAGCUUUGGUGCGAUGAAUAGGUUCAAAUGUGAUCUGGAGUGUAAAAAGCUUGACGACGUAGCAACUUGUACCUUCUAAAUGUAGCAGCGCAAGUUAUACACCUGACGAAUGCAGCGAUGAUUUAUGAAGCUUAAAAUGAUUGAAUGCUGAACAUUUUGUUGUUGUUGUGUUCGCCACUGAUGAAGUUGAUGAAAAACAAGCUGUGUCAACCGUUGGAGGAUUGUAUAAAGUAUAGUAUGUAAUAAUAUUUYUCAGAGACRAAACAGACCCCACUGGCCCAUUCUUUUCAAAGYGGCCUUCACUGAAUGUAUUUCCUUGUAUUUAUUUCAUUGUAAUGUAGUGUAUUUCUACUGUCCGUGUUCAUUUAACAUUAACUGGCAUUCAGGCUUUUGAAACGGGCAUUUCUUGUGUUGAUUACGUCAGUAUAUUACAGUAGUGUGAUUAGUCUGCCUUUUUGUGCACUUAUCAAUGCCUAAGUAAUAAACUCACUUGAUACCAA
Molecule: messenger RNA, 4768 nt
Organism: Salvelinus sp. IW2-2015
Lineage: Eukaryota; Metazoa; Chordata; Actinopteri; Salmoniformes; Salmonidae
Source: RefSeq, a predicted model, not a curated record